Molecule: messenger RNA, 1560 nt
Organism: Komagataella phaffii GS115
Lineage: Eukaryota; Fungi; Ascomycota; Pichiomycetes; Pichiales; Pichiaceae
Product: Putative GTPase that associates with pre-60S ribosomal subunits in the nucleolus
Exons: 2
Coding region: 1-1560 (519 amino acids)
Cellular component (GO): nucleolus
Molecular function (GO): GTP binding
Source: RefSeq, a predicted model, not a curated record
AUGGGUACAGCUAAAAAAGAGAAGCAGAGAAGAGUUAAGGAGAAUGACCUUAGAGAUGGUAAUCUUCGUGUCAAGGGUGAGAAUUUCUAUCGAGAUGCCAAGAAGGUGAAACAUCUGAACAUGUAUAAACAGGGCCGGGCCGUUCGUAAUGCCAAAGGUGAUAUUAUCAAGGCAGCUUACUUGCAAGACACUAAGGUCCCUACUGCUAGGGUAGAUCCAAAUAGACGUUGGUUUGGAAACACAAGAGUUAUUUCCCAAGACGCAUUGACACAUUUCAGAGAUGCUUUGGGAGAGAAGCAACAUGAUUCUUACCAAGUACUUUUGAAGAGAAAUAAAUUACCAAUGUCCUUGUUGGAAGAAAAGGAUGACACCAAGGCUGCUAGACCUAAUAUUCUGGAGACUGAAUCGUAUGAAAAGACUUUUGGUCCAAAAGCUCAAAGAAAGAAAGCUAACGUUGCCGCUUCUUCUUUGGAGGAAUUGGCAGCCAUAACUGAUGGCGAUCAUGUUAAAUACCAAGAGCAACUGGAAUUGAAUUCUACUCUUGGUCUUAUGGGAGAGAAUGACGAAGAAGAUGGUGUUUCAACAGAAGCCAAGGAAGCCAUUUUCAGCAAGGGACAAUCUAAAAGAAUCUGGAAUGAACUUUAUAAAGUUAUUGACUCUUCUGAUGUCGUCAUCCAAGUAUUGGAUGCUAGAGACCCACUCGGAACACGUUGUGAAGUAAUUGAAAAGUAUAUUAAGAAAGAGUGUGCCCAUAAGCAUCUGAUUUUUGUUUUGAACAAGUGUGAUUUAGUACCUACAUGGGUAGCAGCUGCAUGGGUUAAGCAUUUGUCCAAAUUUCACCCAACCUUGGCAUUCCAUGCUUCAAUUACAAACUCAUUUGGAAAAGGAUCUCUGAUUCAACUUUUGAGACAGUUUUCAGUAUUGCAUCAAGAUCGUAAACAGAUCUCUGUCGGUUUCAUUGGGUACCCAAACACAGGGAAAUCUAGUAUCAUUAACACAUUGCGUCGUAAGAAGGUCUGCCAGGUGGCUCCCAUUCCCGGAGAGACCAAGGUGUGGCAGUAUAUCACCUUGAUGAAACGUAUUUUCCUGAUUGAUUGUCCUGGUAUUGUGCCACCAUCAACCAAAGAUACUGAGACAGACAUUCUUCUACGAGGUGUUGUAAGAGUAGAGAACGUUUCUAAUCCUGAACAGUUUAUUCCUAGUGUUCUGAAGCGUUGUAAAAGACAACAUAUAGAGAGGACAUAUGAGAUCAGUGGAUGGGAGGAUACUACCGAUUUCCUUGAGAUUCUAGCCAGAAAAUACGGAAGACUUCUCAAAGGAGGCGAGCCUGACGAAACCAGUAUUGCCAAGCAAGUGCUCAACGAUUUCAACAGGGGUAAGAUUCCAUGGUUCGUGCCACCGCCCGAAGAUACUGAAACCAGAGAAGGUGAAGAUAAGAAAGCCCAUCAUAAGAGAGCCCGUGAGGAACGUGAAGCCGCCAAAAAUGCUGAGACUACCGAACAGUUGCGUUUAAGGGAAGACGAAAAGGAUCUCGAAGAUACUGAAGUAAAAUUAGAUUAG